This is a messenger RNA of Ixodes scapularis (black-legged tick), 821 nucleotides long. Its product is annotated as Y-box factor homolog. The transcript is spliced from 2 exons. The record is from RefSeq and is a predicted model, not a curated record. Gene Ontology annotation, cellular component: nucleus. Lineage: Eukaryota; Metazoa; Arthropoda; Arachnida; Ixodida; Ixodidae. Gene Ontology annotation, molecular function: nucleic acid binding. Gene Ontology annotation, biological process: regulation of gene expression. The coding region runs from base 1 to 801 and encodes 266 amino acids.
AUGACAUGCGCAACUUGUGGAGGUCACCACGUGACUAUACUCUGUGAUCUAUCACGUCCCACAUCAGCCGCAUCAGACAACCCAGACCCAGGAGGACUUCGUGAAGGUACCGCAACAGUCCCAUCAAAGCAACCAGAAGACAUCUUCGUCCACCAGACCGCCAUCACGCGGAACCACCCGCAGAAGCUCACGCGCACCGUUUCCGAGGGCGAGACAGUUCAGUUUGACGUCGUCGUAGACGAGAAAGGGCGCGAGGCCGCCAAUGUGACAGGUCCCGACGGCGAGCCCGCGCAGUGCCUCCCUUAUGCCAUGGGCGGAAGACGCUUCGGAGGUCGUUGGUUUCCGAGACGGAGUCAAUGCCGACCGAUGCCCAACCCGCUCCACGGUGUGCAGGACUCGGACGACUUCCAUGACGUUGUGCUCGUGCCGGACUCGCCGCGGCCGCAACCGCCACCGCAGCGACGGCUGCAGCCUGGGAGACCCUGUUUACGCCGCUACUACCGCCGUUACAGUGGUAUGACCAGGAGCUCGCUACCCGCCGAAGACAUAAGACCCAACUUCCAGCUUGAAGAGGAGGACGAAUACAGGGACACCCGAGUCCAGCGGAAGCCACAUCGACGCUUCUACGGGAGGUACUACCGCAGGCGUGGCGGAAGGUCUAGGAGUGAUCCAGAGGAGUUCGACUUCGAGCAGGAGCUCAGGAACGCGCCGGGUUUGUGGCGAAAGCCGAGACCUCGGUCGACGUCGGCGUCGGCGUUGAGGGCGUCCGCCGGACGUAACCGGGAGACGUUGUUAUUAUAAAGGACGACACGCCACUGCUC